This is a messenger RNA of Chrysemys picta bellii (western painted turtle), 1881 nucleotides long. NCBI's taxonomy places the organism in Eukaryota, Metazoa, Chordata, Testudines, Emydidae. The record is from RefSeq and is a predicted model, not a curated record.
AUGGACACCCGCGGUCAGAACCGCAAUGCACGGUGUAGAGCAGGUUGCCAGCCACCUCCGGUAACCCCCCACACCCGCCUGCAGGAGAAGGAGGACCUGCAGGAGCUCAACGACCGGCUGGCCGUCUACAUCGACCGGGUGCGCUCGCUGGAGUCGAAGAAUGCUGAACUCAGGCUGCGCAUCGCCACCUGCGAAGAGAUGUCGAGCCGUGAAGAGUCGAGCAUCAAGGCAACCUAUGAAUCGGAGCUGGCGGAUGCCCGCAAGACCUUGGAUUCCGUGGCCAAGGAGAAGGCACGACUGCAACUGGAGCUGAGCAAAGUGCAGGAGAAGCUCAAGGAGCUGAAGACACGGAGUGCCAAGAAGGAAAGGGACCUGCUGGCUCGCCUCAAGGACAAGGAGGCCGCGCUCACCACUGCCCUGGGGGAGAAGAGGAACCUGGAGAAUGAAGUCGAGGAGCUGAGGGCACAAAUGGACGAGCUGGAAGCCGCCCUGGGCGAGGUGAAGAAGCAGCUGCAGGACGAGAUGCUGCGUCGGGUGGACGCCGAGAACCGUCUGCAGACGCUGAAGGAAGAACUCGACUUCCAGAAGAACAUUUACAGCGAGAAACUUCAUGAAGCCAACCGUCUCCGCAAGUCCCUCUCGGAUGAGAUCAACAACGACCGCCAGAGGGAGUUUGAGAGCAAGCUGGCUGAUUGCCUCAAGGACCUGCGGGCCCAGCAUGAAGUCAAGAUCAAACAUUACAAGGAAGAGGUUGAGAGGACCUACAGAUACAAGGUAACACAGUACGCAAGGACAGGCCGCUGAGAUGGCAGCGUGGUGGGACAAUGGUUCAGGCAAAGGAAUAGGCGCCACUUGACGUCUCUCUCAAGGGCCACAAGCCGGCAGGACCGUCUGGAGGCCAAGAAGGUGAAGCUGGUCCAGGAGCGGGAGACCAGCCGGCGCAUCCGGAUUGAAAAGGAGAAGGAGAUCGAGGACAUGCGGUUAAUGUUGCGGCAGCAGGUGAACAAGUACCAGGAGCUUGUGGACAAGUACGAGGAGCUGCUGGACAUCAAUGUGGCCCUGGACAUAGAGAUCCAGGCCUACCGCAAGCUGCUGGAGGGAGAGGAGGAGAGGCUGGGGCGGUCUCCAAGCUCCAGGUCCCAGAAGCGGGGCUACAAGAGCCACGUCAGCUGUUCAACCACACCGUGCUCCUCCAAGAAGAGGAAGCUGGAGGACGGGGAGCGCCGGACGAGCUUCUCCCAACACGCGAGGACCAGAGGCCAUGUGGCCGUGGAAGAGGUUGACUUGGAAGGGAAAUUUGUCCGUCUCAGGAACAAGUCCAACAAGGACCAGGCGAUGGGGAACUGGCAGAUCAAGCGUCAGAAUGGAGAUGAGGCCCCCAUCAGCUACCGCUUCCCUCCCAAGUUCACCCUGAGGGCCGGCCAGGUGGUCACGAUCUGGGCCUCUGGAGCGGGCGCCACCCAUAGGCCUCCCACUGACAUGGUGUGGAAGGCCCAACGUUCCUGGGGCUCUGGAGACAGCCUGCGUACCGCCCUGAUCAACUCCAAAGGACAGGAGGUGGCCAUGAUGAAGCUGGUGCAUAGGAUGGUGAUCAGCGAUGGGGAUGAGGAUGACGAUGACGACGAUGAUGACGAAGGCAGCGUCCACCCGCAACAUCACACUGCCCACUGCAGCAGCACAGAUGAUCCUGGGGUGUCGAAUCUGCGCCCCCGCACUGUGGUUUGCCCCACCUGCGGCAAGCCACUUCCGAAAGCCAGCAGGGGCCAGAAUGCUGCGGCCAGCUCCAUGUCCCCAGAAGCAUCCACCUCCAAUGUCACCAUCGCCCUUGGGGGCACUGGUGGGGGCAGCGGUGGCGGCCUUGGAGAAAACCUGAUGUUCUGA